CACGGUGACGGCUAUAAUCACACAACCCCCGCGCACCGUCCCGUGACUGCCGCUACCGAAAGCUGAACAAGGCGGGCGGGGAAACGACCACCGGUGAGCCGCUGCCGCCGCUGCUGCUGCUGCCCCGGGGAGCAGGAGGGAAGCAUCAAUGCCUCCAGGUUCCCUCUCGCAUAUCGGCCUGGACCUGCUCUCGACAUCGGGCCUCCUGCGCUGAGAUAAUGAAAGGAUGGCCGCGCAGCGACGCGGGGACCACGGAGGGCUGACGGAUGCUGCUGCAGCGACUCACCGGGAUGAGCAGCAGCAUCACAACGCGAUGAAUUCACCGGAGGAAGCGGGAGCGGAGUGUCUCUCUUUGGAGGAGAUACUGAGGCUGUACAGCCAGCCCAUCAACGAGGAGCAGGCUUGGGCGGUGUGUUACCAGUGCUGCAGGACGCUGGCGCGGAGACACCGGAGCUGGAGGGGCUCCUCCGCCGCCGCAGCAUCAUCCGCGGCGCCGAUGAGGAUCUCCGGACCGGGGGACGUUAGGAUACAGAAAGACGGGUCCGUGAGGGUCGAACACCAGGGCUGUGAAGGUAAAUACAGCCCUUGCACAACAACAGAGGUGAUUGAGUCUCUGGGCAUCAUGAUCUACAAGGCUCUGGACUACGGGCUCAAGGAGAAUGAGGAGAGGGAGCUUAGUCCUCCUCUGGAGGAGCUCAUUGACCUUAUGACCAACAUGGCCGAGGCUGAGAAAGACGCCUGCCCCGAUGAAGGCUAUGAGGCCACAGAGGAAGAGGAAGAGGCAGAGGACGACCCUGACAACAUCUCCAGUGUUCACGGCUAUAGAGAUAUCUUCAAGCUGUGCACAGCUCAUCUACCCAGUCUAUCAGACGCCCCCAGUCACUACCAGGCAGUGUGCCGGGCUCUGUACACAGAAACCAGGGAGCUACGUACUUUCCUGGAGAAGAUAAGGAGUGCCAAAGAGAACCUGCGUAAGAUGGAGGAGGAGUCAUCGGAGGAGCCUGGCCGAGACCUGAAUGAGCUCCAGAACGCUGACUGGGCAGUGAUUAAAGAACUUCUCAGGAACCGUGUUGAGGUGGAUAGAACCGCUCCCCUUGAUGAACCCUCCUUAUUCUGUGUGCACAGAGAGGCUCGAUUCUGGGUUCAGGUGAUGAGGGACCUCCGUGAAGGAGUCAAGCUGAAGAAGGUGCAGGAGCGUCAGUACAACCCUCUGCCCAUCGAGUACCAGCUCACGCCCUAUGAGAUGCUCAUGGACGACAUCCGGUCCAAACGCUACAAACUGCGCAAAGUCAUGGUAAAUGGAGACAUCCCACCCAGGUUAAAGAAGAGCGCUCAUGAAGUCAUCCUGGAAUUCAUCAGGUCCAGACCACCUCUCAACCCUGUGUCGGCUCGUAAGCUGAAGCCUCAGACUCAGGCUCCUCCAACGCUGCAUGAGCGGAUCCUGGAGGAAAUCAAAGCAGAGAGGAAACUACGACCGGUGUCGCCCGGCGAGGUCCGCAGGGGAAGGCUGGGUUUUGGCAAAACUCGCAGUAUGCCACAGGAUUUGUUCCGUAUUGGACUAGAUGACUUUAGUCCAUACAUGGGCAGGAGGGUGUCCAGCUCUCUGUCUCUGACCAACGGAUCAGAAUCUCCCAGAGUAGAACCCUCCGGAUCUCAGUCUGCACCUCAGAGGAAGAGGCUCCUGAAGGCCCCCAGCCUCGCCGAGCUGGACAGCUCUGACUCUGACGAUGAGGUUUUUGGGCGCAGAUCGGCCAGCAGCUCCAGUGUGGCUACGUCUUUGAUGGAUGAUACAUCUCCAGAGUCUGUGCUGGGGAAGAAAACUCCACCCAUGUUCCUGCCCAUUUCCUCUACACCCCAGCCAGAGAGACGUCAGACCCCCCAGAGGAGACACUCCAUCGAGAAGGAAACCCCAACCAACGUCCGACAGUUUCAGCCGCCCAGCAAACAGAGCUCCAAGUCCCUGGAGGAGUUCUGUUUCCCUGUGGAGUGUCUGUCUCUGACUGUGGAGGAGGUGAUGCACAUCAGACAGGUGCUGGUUAAGGCGGAGCUGGAGAAGUUCCAGCAGUACAAAGACGUCUACAACGCGAUGAAGAAGGGAAAGCUUUGCUUCUGUUGUCGAACCAAAAGGUUUUCCUUUUUCACCUGGUCCUACAUCUGCCAGUUUUGCAAAAAGCCUGUGUGUUCACAGUGCUGCAAAAAGAUGCGGCUGCCGUCCAAACCUUAUUCCAGCUUGCCCAUCUACUCCAUCGGCUCGACCAACACUCUCCCCAGGGACAGGAUCGGUGCCAUGGCCGCUGUAGGACAAGGACUCUCGGUGGCCGGAGGACCGGGUCCGUCGGCAGUUGGAAAGGCCACGACGUCCCCCACUUUGAAAGGAGCUCCAGCAGGAUCAUCUAAAGGAGCUGGAAAAACCUCUGGAGCAGCAGCUGCUGCUGCUAAAUCUGAGAAAUCCUCCAGUAGCCCACAGCGCCACAGCAUUCAGAAGACCAUGUCCAAGUUUUCCAAGCACGGCUCCUUAAAGUCUCACGAAGAACUGGAGCUUCCCCCGGAGCUGACGGAGGACUGGGCCACCAUGGAGGUGUGUGUGGACUGCAAGAAGUUCAUCACUGACAUUAUCGCCUCCAGCAAGCACAGCCUGUCACUGGCCACCAAGAGAGCUCGCCUAAAACGCAAGACCCAGUCCUUCUACCUGUCCUCCCCUAAAGGAAGGGAGGAGUACCGGCCCUCUGAACGAACAAUCAAAGAGAUCUAAAACUCUCUAUCUCUCCCUCUGGCUGCUUCCAGCUCCAAUGGCACAAUUAUUAAGACUCAACACUGGAUAUGAUCUGACUGUGUGUGUGUACUUCAGACAGUUCAAGCUGUCAGAGUGGCUGACAUGAACCUCAGUGGUGGACAGUGUGUUUUUGUUGCUGUGUGCUGAUCAUUGUGUACAGCUCCUUCAGACGACAGCAUAUUGUAGAUCUGCCAGUCUUUUUUUUUUACCAUAUCAUAGAUGAUCCUUUAAUCUCUGGCCACAGUGUUUGAGUAAAGAUACAAGAAGUGUUGUUAUGGCAAAUGGCGAUGCCUCAAGGUGGAACGACUUCCCUCCCCUCUGAUGGCACGGCAGCGUGGUCCGACCCAACCUACCCUCAGAUCAAUAAGCACAAGAAGGACUGAUGUGUGUUUGACUUCCUCAGGCGCCGGCACUGCAGAAGACACGAGGCCUGUGGAGAGAUCGUGUUGUAAACUGAGAGUGACACUCAAGAAAAUUGAAUAUCAAACUGUACAUUUUGUAUUGGUUUUAAUUUAGUUUUUUACACGUGUGUACAAUAAUGAUUGUUCGAUGACACGCCGCCCUCUGGUUUUAAUUUGUUUGUUUAAUAAGUUUUAUUUCGCUCACGAUGCUCAAUGGGACUCUCCUCCACUUUCAUCUUCACUAAGUAACUAACUACUUGAAAGUGUGCUUCUGUUUUUCUUGAGGGAGCAGAGGAAAAGUCUUUGUGUUCUCAUGUCUGUUUUGCAUCACAUUUAGGAAACAUCAUCUGCUUUUUUGCAGAUUUAGUGCCAAAUAAUAACUUCAUUCUAAUCUGUAUGUCACCCAAGAAAAGUCAUUUCCCCUGAUGUACGCCUGCAGCGUUUUUGGAACAAAACGCUGUAACAAAUUGGGCCGAGCCUGCUUCUUAAAACGCGCUUUCAAAUCUCUCUAUAACAUGAAAUAAUCAAGACUAAAUCAGCAUGGAGAGUUUGACACUCAGACAGUCUGCAUCAUCAGGACUGUGUCUGUAUGUUUUGAUCAGAUUUGAUGCACUGUGCUGGAUUUUAGUCCUGCACUUCAUAAAGUGAGGGGACAUGUGAGAGACAGAAAAAGAACAGUCUCAUUGAAGGUGCAGAUAUUUUGUGUCCGAUAUAGGUCAAGCUCAAAGAGAGCCUACAUCUCCCAUGAUGGCAACUUCAAACCAGUGAGCACAGCACAGGGAAGAGAAAACAUUCUUAAAAAAACUCUUUUUUUGGCCUUUCAGCACAUUUCUUCACACUGUGUGUUCAUUUGCAACCAUUUUUGACUUGGAUCAGUCAGAUGUGCACAGAAGCAGGUGUAGAAACAUAAUUACCUGCAGCAUCAUGUGUGGGAAUUUUCAGACUUGCCUUUUGAUAAUUUACAGGAAAUAUCUGCAUAUUUUUACAUUUUGAAAUACCUUUAAAUGUAGUAAUGUAUAAAUAUAGUGUAUGAACUCCUCAGCAUUUCUUUACAUUAAGUUCUUGACUUGUAUUUAUAUUGAAGUCACAAUAAAACAUCUCCUGUUCAUGUUUUUGUACAGAUAUACACUUUAUGAAGCCCAGCUGCCAUUCUGUAAGUCUUAAUAUGACACAUUUCCCUCCAUCAUUCAGAGUCUCAUUGGCAGGAAGAUGCACCUGAUUUGUGGCCUGUCUUAUUUGAUUCUUCAUCACAUUCCUCAUCUUCCUCCUUAAGAUGUCUCUGCCUUAAGAGUUGCCUUUUCUGAUCACACUCAUAUGUUGAACAGUCAUCUGCUGUAAGUGUACAUACUGUGUUUCUAAUGGUUUGUUUGUAGAUGAGCUCUGUUGCCUCGAUGGUAUCUGGACGGUGAGACUGCUGUAGAUCUGUGUCUCUGAGGGAAACUAUCCCAGUACAGUGUGUUCAGGGAGGGAGUGGGAAGUCCACACAAGAAGCCUCACAGUGUGACAGCAUCAUGCAUGUACUACGGUGUAGCUUGUACCUUCAGUCUAUAUUACCUUCAAGCUGUAACUCCCUGCAGAGAGUGCAACAAAUGAUGACUACAACAAUAAACUGUAAUGCAAU
Messenger RNA from Chelmon rostratus (copperband butterflyfish), 4795 nucleotides. It is a transcript of the gene spire1b, whose product is annotated as spire-type actin nucleation factor 1b. The transcript is spliced from 18 exons. Lineage: Eukaryota; Metazoa; Chordata; Actinopteri; Chaetodontiformes; Chaetodontidae. The record is from RefSeq and is a predicted model, not a curated record. Gene Ontology annotation, molecular function: actin binding. Gene Ontology annotation, cellular component: cell cortex; cytoplasmic vesicle membrane. Gene Ontology annotation, biological process: Golgi vesicle transport; polar body extrusion after meiotic divisions; cleavage furrow formation. Bases 227 to 2752 code for a protein of 841 amino acids.